Molecule: messenger RNA, 951 nt
Organism: Aegilops tauschii subsp. strangulata
Lineage: Eukaryota; Viridiplantae; Streptophyta; Magnoliopsida; Poales; Poaceae
Molecular function (GO): enzyme inhibitor activity
Source: RefSeq, a predicted model, not a curated record
GCCUGCCCCGCAGCAGCAAGCGCAAUCACUCAUGGCUCGUGCCGUGCAGGCGGAUCAACCACCGGAAGAGAAACGCAAAUCCGAUGGGACAAACACAAACACAAGCCUCGCAUGCAUGCAUAUGCUCCCAUUUAUCAGCUCACCUACCCACAACCACACCAGGAAACAAAUACGAGCCAGCGAGCGAGCUCGAUCCCACUUCACGAGCUUCAGUGUCGUCAGCGUCAGGCCAACCACCACCACCAGUACCAUGACGACCCGGAGCUCAUCCCUCCUCCUCCUUGCGCUAGCGCUGGCCGUCCAAGCCGCUCCCACCGCCGGCGCGCCGGCCGCCGACACGGUGGCGGACUCGUGCAACGCGAUCCGCGACUUCGUGGACUACGCCUUCUGCGCCGCCGCGCUGCGGUCCAGCGGGCCGGGCGCCUCCACGGCGGACCGCCACGCGCACCUCCUCAUCGCGGCGGACCUCGCCGCGGCGCGCGGCACGUCGGCGCGGGACGCCGCCACGGCCAUGGCGCGCGACGAGCGGGACCCGGGCGCGCGCGACGGGAUGGAGGCGUGCGGGAUCCUCUACGGGGCCACCUCCGUGCCGGCGCUGCAGUUCAUGCGCGGCUACGCGGCCGCGCGGGCGUGGGACCGGGCGCGCUCGCUGCUCUCGCUCACGGGGCAGGCCGGGAUCGGCUGCGAGGCGGCGCUCGCCGGCGCGGCCGCGGCCAAGGGGAGGAUGGCCGCCGCCAACCGCGAGUUCGACCAGCUCACUACCAUGGCCACCGCGCUGCUCAACAGGGUCGAUCAUGUGGGAUGACGACCGGCGCACCGCAGUUCUUUGUUAAUAACCAGAGUCCUUGUGUUGAUUAUUACUACGUACUAGUAGUUCCUUGAUCAAACUAGUAAGCGCGCAUGUAAAAUUUAGAUUAUGAAUGAACACUCAAGGCUCACAGUUUGAAUUCA